UACUUUUCGUCUUCUAGCGUCUGGGUGUUAACUGCCAAGUUGAACUCUCCAAACAACAGGCCUUCGGUCAGAAGUGAAGGUCUUUUUUCCCCCGCUCUUCAUACUCCCCAAAGUUUUUUUUUCCUCUCGGUACAGGUGGAUUCUGCAUCCGCAGUGGCAGCAUGUCUCCUUCCACAUCCCCCCGGUUCUUCACGGAGAGGGAGGUGACCCGCCACUGCACUAAGGACUCAUGUUGGGUGCUACUCGGAUCCCGGGUUUUCGACGUGACCGCCUUCUUGCGGAUGCACCCGGGAGGGGAAGCGCUGAUACUUAGCAGGUCGGGGAAAGACGUGAGCAGGGAGUUGGAGGGACCCCCGCAUCGACACUCGGAAAACGCCCGACGGUGGAUGGAACAAUACUACAUCGGAGAGUUGGACCGAGACAGCGACAACGACACAGGGGAGCUUCAGAAUCUGAGGGAGAGGAGGAACUCCACUAAACAGACAGAAGAAAAAACAACGCAAGUAACGCAGAAAGAUGACGACCAGAAUGCCCCAUACAAUCUCUGCAGCUGUGUGGACCUCGAAAACGAUUUGGUGGACUGGAGGAAGCCCCUGGCGUGGCAGGUAGGCCACUUAGGAGAGAAAUAUGAUGCCUGGGUUCACCAGCCAGUCGACAGGCCCAUCAGACUGUUUGGAAACCCUUUCCUUGAGGCCAGCACCAAGACUUCCUGGUACUGGGUGCCAGUGGUGUGGCUUCCUAUUGUGUGUUAUCUUAGUUGGUCUUGCUUCACCACCCUGGCAAAGGGCACAACCAGAAUACCCAUCACCUCAGACUUCUCUGUCAUGGUCCACAAGUACACUUUCCCACUGCUCUUCAUGAUUGGCUGGUUCUUGUGGUCAUUCAUCGAGUACUGCAUCCAUCGCUUUGUCUUCCACAUGAAACCACCAGCUCAUAACUACUACCUCAUCAUGCUACACUUUCUCUUGCAUGGACAGCAUCACAAGUCUCCAUUCGACGGGUCUCGGCUGGUCUUUCCACCCGGAUUGGCCUCCGUCGUUGUUGGAUUUUUCUACACGAUCCUCAAUAACCUGCUGCCGGAUAUUGUGGGCAUGUCCAUAUUUGUCGGGGGACUGUGCGGCUACGUCGUGUACGAUAUGAUCCACUACUACCUUCACUACGGGUCGCCCAAGAAAGGUUCUUACAUGUACAGCUUGAAAGCCUACCACGUCAAACAUCACUUUGAGCACCAGAGAUCAGGUUUUGGAAUCAGCACCGCAUUCUGGGACCACCCCUUCAACACAGUCAUCCCUGAUGAGAAAUUCUAAUCGUGAAGGUCUCCAGUACAGGGCCAAAAGUACUGAUCAAGAACCCUCCUGUUAUUUCUUAAACCAAACAGACAGCCCAGUUCCGCCAAAAUGGAGGAUACAGCUUUGCCUACGCCGCUAUCUGUCCACACUUUCAUUAUUUCAUCUUGCAUUCCCAUUCCUGUCAGCGCCACAUUCCUUCUUUCUGUGCGUGUUGCUGUGCGCUUCACCUCACUGUUGCAAGGCAUCGCUCUGCACAAACCAAAUCACCCGCCGUUGCUGCUCUUUUAACCACGCUGACCUCCCCUGUCAGAUCACUUGAGUUAGCCCGCCACGAGAUGCAUCUGGGAGGUGAUUGAAACGCAAUUCAAACACGGCAUUACUCGGAUCCAUCGGGCCGACACAAACGAAUCGAUUUAUCCUAUCGACUAUUCCAUCGAUUACUUGGGUAAACAACACCCCUGCGCGUAACUGCCCGGUCCAUUUUUUUGUUUUGUUUUUUCCGUAAAAUGUUUGACAGUGAUGAGCAUCCACCUCCAAAAAACGUUUUACCAAGGUUGAUAUAUAUUACCACUAAUAUCACUUAAAAGUAGACAAUAUGUUCAUAUUAAUUUUCGUAUAAGCUAUUGUCUGCUGGUGCGCAUUCUGUCUCGCUGGCUCAAGUGCCUCUGCUCUGUUGGCUCACAGUUGAUGCGAGGAGAAACGGCCGCGUCUGCCAUGCUUGCCUGUUCUUUAUUUGUUCUUUAUUUCCCACCAUCAUCGCAUCACUUUACACUCACAUUCAUCACCGCUCAGCGUUUCGCGAUGAGAAAGACAGGAAGCUAUGCUAAGCUAAGUUAGCUGAAGAGGCUUUAAACACGCACCAAGCGGUCAUGGCAAUUCAGUGGAAAAUCAAGUGAUGCGGCAUACUGUGACAAAGAUUAAGUUUGUUCAGUGUUAAUUGACUUCAAAACACCAAUUUAAAGCUGUAUUGUUAGCUCGAAGAGUAUCAAGCAGCCACCGGCAAGUAAUCACGCAGGUCACAUUGCCGCGUUCAAGUCUUCAGUCUUGGCCAGCUCCCCUUUGCAGCAAUUUAUAAAAUCUUAUUUUUCUCCCUUUUCUGUCUCAAGGGACCACAAAGCCUUGGUAUCUUCAUCUGCAUGAACAAGUUGCCGGAAGGGAGCGUCCGCAGCUACAAAUGUCGGUGCAAAGACACAAAAUUGGCCCAACAUCGGUUCCAUGUGCCACAAAUAUAAAUUUUAAAAUGAUUAAAAACAGUUUUGAGACAUGCGUUUCUGAUUCAACCGAAUGCUGUAUUCGACACAACCGAGUUUGUCAACUUAUUUUUCCCAGCCAUACCGACGCAUCUAUCGUUGUAAAAUGUACUAUGGGGCGGAGUUCAUUUAAUCAAAACCACUGUGGAAACAACGACAACAACAAAUCACGUACCGUCAUUGUCCUUCUCAUUCUCAAUACGCGUUUCCCUAAAUUUAUGCUUUGAGUCCCUCAGGGCGGAAAAGGGGAGUCGGGAAGUGACAGAAAGUGUGUGAACGUCGAAUACGGGUGGCGCAGGCCAGGAUAGCGGGAAACAAAGUAUGUGUAACCUGGGAUCUUCUCCCUAUGGUAGAGGAUUUGUCCAUCCGUUUGGAUUAAAUGCAAGUAACAUUAUUCUCUUGAGUACAAAGUUUAUUCGUAGUGUUGACUUUAAAUGUUGGAAAUGUCAGUGCACUGUAUUUUUCUAAGUCUGUUAAUUUCCCCCCAUUUUCUUUCUUUUGUCAAUAAUGAUGCUACAACAAUGUAAAAUAAUAAUAAUAAUAAUGUUUUAUAAGAUGCUUUGUACAGCAAAUUCUUAGAUAGCUCCACAUGACAUCAUCCGAAAGAGAUCAGCAGUUUUUCACCAAUUUAGAAAUCGACGGAUGAUGUCAACAUACGUGCCAGAGGAAGAGUGAAGGAAUGAGGUCAGCUUGCCAGGCUUCCGGCUGUGGGGACUUUGGGGUCAAAGCUGUCUAUUUCCAUCUUUUUUUUUUUUUUUUUUUUUUUUACAUGUUGAAUUUAGUCAUUUGAGAAGAAACUGUGCAUUGAGCGACUGCUUGCGAUGACUCCACAGCUCCCACGAGGAUGACGAUGGAGCGACUAUCUGACUGAGCAGCAGGAGGUUUCGAUAGCUGACGGAGCCUCAAGCGUCCCCUCUGAGCACCGUUGAUUACCAAUGCAGAACAAACCAUUGACACGAAAUAUAUUUUGACUUAAGAGAAAAUUUACUUCAAGGGAAUCCACUCGUUGGCAGAAUGACUCACAUUUAACGAAAUACGUACAUGCAUAAAACAGAAAAGAACAUGCGAAUUAUAUUCAUGCUUUUUACCAUUUUCACCCAUUUUUAAUAGAUGAAAAAUGUCAAUAAUUGUGGACUAACAGCUUUUGUAUUCGAAACAGCAGCAAUAACUCUAAGUCUGUGAUAAUGAGGCGGCUGUGUACUGAAACACAACGUACCCCACCCUGUAUUCGCAGAGUUGGCGACAUAUGUUUUCUUCAUAUCAUGUGUCAGUACUGUAAUAGAAAUAUGAUCACAUUCAUGAAUGUCCAAUGCAUGAAGAAAGCCUUGAUAUUAAUUUCAAGCACACAUAUGUUCAUAGGUAAACCAUUUAGAUAGUGGCGAUGAUGGUGAUGAUGAUGAUGAUGAGUGUACCAGUAGAGGUUGUGCACAGGUCAUGCCUGUUGGAAUAAAGUAUACACAAAUCAUGAUA
Molecule: messenger RNA, 4009 nt
Organism: Hippocampus comes (tiger tail seahorse)
Lineage: Eukaryota; Metazoa; Chordata; Actinopteri; Syngnathiformes; Syngnathidae
Gene: fa2h
Product: fatty acid 2-hydroxylase
Exons: 7
Coding region: 162-1307 (381 amino acids)
Biological process (GO): lipid biosynthetic process; fatty acid metabolic process
Cellular component (GO): endoplasmic reticulum; membrane
Molecular function (GO): heme binding; fatty acid 2-hydroxylase activity; iron ion binding
Source: RefSeq, a predicted model, not a curated record